Molecule: messenger RNA, 4603 nt
Organism: Chara braunii
Lineage: Eukaryota; Viridiplantae; Streptophyta; Charophyceae; Charales; Characeae
Source: the annotation of a GenBank genome assembly
CCCGUUUGCUUUAUUUGGAAAGCAUCCUUCUGUGUGACAUCGUGCUGCGCACACGGUGGGUACGACUGGCCGUCUGCUGGUCGCUCGUCUCUUUUGAUGAGAGGGAUACUUCUCUCGGGGUUGCCGACUCGCUUGUCGCCUUCUGUUCGUCUGAGUUCCGCCCCCCUCCUGUCUUGUUACGAUCCAACCUGCGGUCGAUCUAUUGCUGCAAGAAAGGGAGGGAGGGGAGGCCAUAUCCAGCUUGCAGUACUCUUUCAGGCUUUCACGUGACGAGCCAUUAGGAAAAACGAGACUGGUCUGGGCGGCGUAGUGACGGCGGGAGCUGUGGGGCCGCCACCAAACGUUGGCGGGCCGUUCAGAGGUGGUGGAGCUGGGGGAAGAAACGGAACGCGAGAAAGCGGGAAGCAUCUAGGCGCGGAGCAUCCCACCGGGUGGAGACAGGAGAACGGUAGGUACUUCGGGAUCCGGUCUCGACGAAGCUGGCGGCAUUCGUCUGAGUCGCCGGAGAGAAAAGGUCAGGCCAAGAGGAAACGGCAGAGAUUUCUGAAGCGAGCCGUUCUUUCUCGCUCGUUUGGCUUGCCCUGCCUUCUAAGGCGCUUGUCGUCUCGCUGCUGGCCAUGGCGAGCGCAGCUAUGGCGGCGGCAACAGUACCUGCCGCGUCAGCUGGUCUCGCUCCUCACGUUAGUCAAGGCUUGUUGUCCAGGUCGUCUUCGACCUUUCCCUCUUCUGCUUCUUCCUCCUCUUCGGCUCUUUGCUUCUCUCCGCUCACAUCUUCAUCUUCCUUGCGUUCUUCUCGUCCCUCCACAAUCCCGUCCUCUCAGUCGCUGUCGUCACAUAAUUGGGUGCCACCGUGCGGCCGGUCGGCAUGUCAGCUGCGAAUCAGGCGGCGCCCAGUAGCGUCUCGUCAAUAUCCGAGGUCAGUUCUAUCAGCGGCGAAGGCGGUCACGAAGUCCAGCGAGGGGCUGUUCGUUGGCGGUGGAGAUAAGUGGGCAGCGAGGAGAAGGUUUCCCACGCAGAGGCACACAUCGCGCAGCAAAGGGAGUAAUUUCACCUCCAUCACGACGGGAGGCCCUCUACGGCUUUUCACACUAGUCCGUGCCUCAGCCGCCGAUGACGAGCGUUUCACCAGCCUGGCUACCAACCCUCUGGGUGGCAUUUCGAGGCUGAUGGAUGCUGGCCGGUCCAAUCUAUCUUCUCUCUUUCAAUUUGUUCUUGCCACUAGCUUCGUCAGAGCCGUUCUUGACUCUGGCUUGCGCUUAUGGCAGGCCACGGGUGAGAAACUCGUGGAGGAUGUGGAUCUCAAGAGCGACCUAGAAGCAGAGGGCGGCGUCAUCGACACUUCUCGUCAGCUAUGGAACGAAGCCGUCGUGAAGGUCAAGGAGGGAGCUGCGAAGACACAGGAGUACAUCAGAGAGAAAGCAGUCGAGCUCAAGCCUCAUUAUGAGGAAACUGCCGAAAGAACGAGGCUGGUAAUCGCGCAAUCAACGGAAGAGAUGAAGAGGCAAGCGGAGAAGGCGAAAGAGGUGAUCGUUUCGACAGCCAAGGUAGUUGCUGAGCAGGGCAAAGAGGGACUAGCUCAGGUUGUGGAGUCCACUCCUCAGCCAAUCAAGGAGAUUGCCGAGGUUGCGGUAACCGCUCACUCUAGCGAACGAUCUAAGAGUGGAGCUGCCAUCCAUGACUUUUGCUUGGGCAUUCCCUAUGGGACGGUGCUGGUCGCGGGAGGCAUUUUUUGGUUCAUAGUUGUUGGCAGCACAAAUGCGUUGAGGUUUGGUGUUGGACUAGGAGGGAUUCUCCUUGCCUCUAGCAUCUUAAGCCUGCGGGCAUGGAAGGCAGCAAGGUCCAGCACUCCGUUCAUAGCAACUAGUCAAGUAAUCUCUCUGGCGAUUGCGAUCACAGAAUGGCGGAGGUUCGCUGUGACACGGGCGGUUUUCCCGACGUUUUUCACUGCGCUUUUCAGCUUGGGGAUGGCUGUUUUCUAUGCAUACAUACUCCUGGCUGGAGGGAACCCGCCAAAGAAAAGCCAUGCAGAUGCAACACCAGCUCCUUCUGUGUCGUCCGUGGUAGAGGCUCCAUCUACAUAGGGGCACGAUACAUGUUGGUUCGACGAAUUGAAUUGCUCAUUCUUUUCUUUACAGAUCUGGUGUUCUCUCUGCUGGUAGUGGGUCUCUGCAACCAGUUCACAAGGGUAGGGCGAGGAUCAGGGAUCAUGAAAAGGGGUUGCAGGGCAGCAGUUGUAUAGUCGAGGAAUGGGAGGGGAGGGAGGAGAGAAGUUGAUUCCCACUGCUGCUGUGUAGGGCAGGAGCUCAACGAUGUCAGGUCUUUCUUUGUUAGGCAGGUAUCUCAUCUCUCUGGAGUUUCGUCACUACUGCACAUGGAGCAGGUUUUUUCCCCUUGCUCAUGCUAUUUGGAGAAUUGUGUGGUCUGACCUGAUGUUGGAUGAGUUCUCCUUUUGCUCUCAGCGGUCUUGUUCGACUCUUGCCUACACAGGAUUGCAACAUGGCGGAGUAGUUUUUUUUUUUUUUGUCCGUUCCAUUGUUAAUGUCCUGCUGUCUGCGUGCAGAACAAGGGUGUUACUCUCAGCUGUUAAUGUGGCAGUGCGGCCUUGGUCAGUGUGUGUCGUCUUCUGGAUGUAUAAUGAUCUAAUCUGGCUUUGGAGGUAGUAUAGCUGUGAACAAACACCUGACAAUAAGGAGAGCAGAGGUAAUUCUCUCAGGAACAUGUGGUUCCCGUUAGAAUUUGUCAUGUAGUCUGUUUUGAGGACUUAGAAAGGUUUCUUGUGGAGGUGUGUGUGAUCCAAGGAUCCCUACUCCUCCAUCUUGUAGCGAAACGGCGAACUUCGUUGCUGCAAUCAACAUAUUAGUGGUAGGCCCUUGAGAAAAUCGAUGCAGCACUUGGGUGGUGGGUUGGUGUGGGUGGGUGAUGUUUUUCUUUUUUGCUGCGAUCUAUGUUAGUGGGGUGCUCGAGGAAAUGAAAGUAGCACUCAGCGAUUGGUGUAGGUAAUUUAGACUUUGUUAAAAGAAAGGUCUGGAAUCGAGAAGAUUGUUGCCAGCCAGCCAGCAGUUGAGCCUUUGCUGCGGUCAGGAUAACACAGCGACCAUAGAACUUGUUUUCGAUCUGAUGGCAAGUUAAAACCCCGGGCAGGCUGUGUCUAUGUGAAAAUACUCAGCAAUGGCCUUCAUCGUUUUGAUCGAGGUUGGGGAGGAAGUCUGUCUGAGAGCCAUUGAUGCUUAGCAGGGGCCACCUUUUUCUUUCAGCUUUCUUUGUUUUUCAAUUUUAGCUUCUCCCUUUUUUUCCGUCUUUUGUUUUCUCAGAAUUUCUUGACGAAGAAGUGCUCUGGAUAGCCCUGCGGAUAUCUGGGUUGCCCCACUGACAAUGAUCGCUGCUUAAUUGUACCCAAGGCAACAUUGUGUUGCUGGUGAAGGGAUUUCUUUGUGAACGAUGUGUGAUUGGCGUAUUGGCACUGAAGGUGAAGUAUGGUCUUUUGUGACUCUCUGAAUUUGAGCAGAAAGGUAGAGGGAAGACUGGCGGGCUCCUGACGAGCUAUUGAACGAACAAGUGUAAGCUUCACUAACGUUUUUGUUGUUUCUGUUGUACGUUGAAUUCACCGCAUGAGAAUGUUGUGGUUGAGCAGGACUUUCAAAAAUUGGAUUCUGCAUUGCAGACUCUGCCUGUGGAGCGGCGAUGUUUUUGUUUAGUCGAGGGAAGGAUGAGUAAUGAUGGGGAUUCUUCGAAGAUUUGGGGCAAUGUGUUGCCUGUUUUGCUUGUUCGUCCGUUUGGUCUGGUCGCUGUCGACCAAACAGUGACCAAAAGGAAUUGUACAACAGACUGAAAGACGGAGCAGCAACGAGUUAAGCUUUGGCCUGUGUCAGCAAAAAUCACAACUUUGCUGGUGACACUGGGCUAUUUGCUGGGAACCCCUAUGAAUCUUGGCCCUCUGAAUUCUCACACUGAGGAACACUCCAAGAUUUUCGGGGCCAUCAGCGGGAAACCGAAGUUGUCAUUCGAUUGUCCUGACGUUGAAUAUUUAGAAUCGUUGAUGACAACGAGUAGGAUCCUCAGAGGCUGUGUGUCCAGCAACCAUUCUGUCUUUGUUGAAGAUAUAGUUAUGGAUUAGGAAACUAAUGGUUGAAUUGACCCGAGCGUAUAACCAUGAUCGGGCUCCGUCGUCUUAAACCACCAGUACUUGGCCCAGCUAUGGGCCAUGGAAAGUGAGAGUAGAAAUGUUUCUAGUCGGAUGAAUUUGGGCACUUCUGUAGUUGCACUUACGUUUCCUAAAACCGAGGCUCAUUAAUGGGCAUGACUUCAGGAAGUACUGGUGGUUUGACCUGUGAAGUUCUCCGUCAUGAAACCUUUUGAAGUCCAGUCUGCAGAUGAUUAUGAAGGGCCGGUGACAAGGUAGCAGGUGCCUAUAGUCUUAACAUCUGGCUGGCUAUUGAUAUUUAUUCCACGGUCAGAGAUGAAGAAUCCAUGAAGUUGGGCCUAACUCCUGGAUUUGACAUUUCAGAAUGCUUGCCAUGUUGCACGGUUUGUCGAAGGAAGUCCUGCCUAAUCAGACAGUUUGGCUCAAUCUGUGGAAAUGGAAGUGCGUCUUGAACUUACCGUU